Zygosaccharomyces rouxii is the source of this 1074-nucleotide messenger RNA. It is a transcript of the gene SMA2, whose product is annotated as Sma2p. The transcript has a single exon. Lineage: Eukaryota; Fungi; Ascomycota; Saccharomycetes; Saccharomycetales; Saccharomycetaceae. The record is from RefSeq and is a predicted model, not a curated record. The coding region runs from base 1 to 1074 and encodes 357 amino acids.
AUGAUUGUCUUUAAAAGGUUCAUCGUAUGGACAAUUUUAUUUGGGAUCACUACAAUACAAUUUCUGUUGUAUUUACCGAAUUUUACAUGUACAGUUUCCACUGGAGUACCUCUAUGUGCAGCACAGUUUAAUUUUUCGAUUGUGGGUACAUCUACCAUUACCAAGGAUUUUAUCGAUAGUAUAAGAGAAUUUCUAAGACUCAUAUCUUAUCUGGCCUUAGAUAUGGGGCGGGUAGGUGCUACAGAUCCCAAAAUUUACAAUGAGGAAAAUCUGGUGGAUACUUUUGAUCCUGAUAACGUCUACAAAGUGAAUUUUUUCGGUUAUUGUAAGAAAAGUGGGUAUCAUAGAGCUUAUUGCGUGCAAAAUGGAGAUUCAGGAAUGGACGUUCUUAGUAUUUUGGUCAGAGAUGUCGGCAUCCAAUUAUCUAAAUUAUCAAGCUCUCCUGCAAAUAAUACUAAAGUUUUAGGAGAUUCACUGGUUCUCACUUACCAUUUAUCACUGUCGUCAUUGAGACGAUUUUUAAAGGGUGACCGUCGAAAUUCCAACGCCUUUUCCAAGAUUCUAUUAGGUGCACAGGACACCGGUACGGAUGAUGAUAGAGCGGAUAAAUUUGGGAAGGGUGUUGAUAUUGCAUACGUCUUGAAGGUUUUUAACAAAAUAUUAUUUUUUUGGCAAGUUGGUGAAUUUGCAUCAAGUUUUGUAUGUUUGAUCACCGUAAUUGUGUUUGGAUUAGUGUUGAUGUUUGGUAAAAGACAUCGAUCGUUGCCUCUUAUGCUCAAAUGUUCUAGUUCCAUCCUAAUAAUCGUAGCUACCGUGACACUUCUAGGGAAUACGGUUUAUUUUCUUUUCCUCAAACUGUUGGAGCCAUCUCACGAUUAUUCUCAAACUCCUGACUGGGCUCUUUUACAAGUUACCAUAGGUAGUGGCUUCGUUAUCUGUUGUGCACGAUACAUGCUUCAAUUGCUGUUCCUACCGGUAACCUUCCUAACUGCUAAUCACUACAGCAUAAGGAGGAAGCCUAAAAAGGACAGUGACGAUGCAUCAGUGGACUCAAUGGGCAAAGACGAUCUUUAA